Nerophis ophidion (straightnose pipefish) is the source of this 5175-nucleotide messenger RNA. RefSeq names its product StAR related lipid transfer domain containing 5 (gene stard5). NCBI's taxonomy places the organism in Eukaryota, Metazoa, Chordata, Actinopteri, Syngnathiformes, Syngnathidae. Bases 420 to 1055 code for a protein of 211 amino acids. The transcript has 6 exons. Gene Ontology annotation, molecular function: lipid binding. The record is from RefSeq and is a predicted model, not a curated record.
GCCGCAGCCAUUAAACCAAAGAAGAAGAGGAGCCAACACAUUUGGUGACGUUACAUUCGGUAGGUGCCGUCAUCGCAGAGCAAUAUGGAUAAUUAACGCAGGUAGCUGUGUUCACGAUGUUUGUUAUUUAUUGAACAUUGCCUGGACCUUUGGAGAGUCCUGCUCGGUUCGCAUUUAGCUGCUGGAAGGUCAGAAAUGGCACAUUUCAUUCAUUGUAGCUAAUGCUAGUUCAGAGCUAAUGCUAGUCGAGGGGUUGUCAAAUAUGCUCACUUGAGCAAAACCCAGUCGGCUACGUUAACAAUUACAUACCUGCAAUACACUAAACACUAAAUUGUAGUGUUGUUUUUUAGUUUUUUUUUUAUAAGCAAAGCUUACGCUGGUAAGGAAGCUAUUUUACAGUGUAGUUAUUUCAAACGGUCAUGGACUAUGAACACAAGGCAAAGGAGGUGGGCGAGUGUUUGCAGAGCUACAGGGACGAUGCAUCUGGGUGGAAGGUCUGCAAGAAAUCGAAUGACACAGUUGUCUCAUGGCGUCCUUCCUCUGAAUUCCCAGGGAAUGUUUAUAAAGGGGAGGGUGUCAUAAAUGGCAGCCUGGAGAAGGUAUGGGACUGUCUGAAACCGGUACCGAAAGGACGCAGAGUCAAAUGGGACAAUAAUGUGAAAAAGUUUGACCUUUUGGAACAAGUCACUGAGGACAUAUCCAUCUGCCGAACUGUCACGCCCUCAGCUGCUAUGGGUAUCAUAUCUCCACGAGACUUUGUAGAUGUUAUUUUAAUUAGGCAACACGAAGAUGGCGCCAUUUCAUCAAAUGCCACUAAUGUGAGUCACCAGGGCUGCCCUCCUCAGUCUGGUUACGUGAGAGGAUUCAACCAUCCUUGUGGCUGCAUAUGUGUCCCCGUAUCAGCAGAACCCAACAAAACCCAGGUGUACACUUUCUUCCAGACAGACCUUGGUGGCUUACUCCCUCGGUCCGUGGUAGACUCCUUCUUCCCCUCCAGCAUGACCGAGUUCUACAACAAUUUGGCCAAAACUGUUAAAUCUGUCAAGGAUGUCUGAAUUAAAAAAUAUUAUCUUAUACUUGUUGCACAAAGCAAUACAAUCAAUAUAAACAAAGAAGCUAACCAUGAGAUCCAUUUAGUAUGUUUACUACAGGUUUGCAUCUUCCUGCUACUGUGUUGUACAUCAUAUACUGUACUGUAGCUACUGUAUUUGUUGCAGGCUCUUUUCUUUUAACCCACUAAGCGAUAUAACGGCCCAGCCGUGAGCCAGCACUUACUGUAAUGACGAAACCAGGGGUUUGACACCAUCUCCUAUUUGCGUGUCCAAAUGUGUCGUGCAUCAUUGGAAAGCUCAAUACCCUGAAAUUUGACUGACUUACAUCUGGAUGAAAUUGUAACCGCAGGAUCCGUGAAUGCAAACGUUAAAGUAGUCCGGGUCAUUAACAUAAUUGACACUCACUUUGCAAUCCUCACGGUAUAAGUCAGACAAAAAAAGUAGUAUUGAGCGGACAAUAGUUCAGUAAAUGAUUUCCAGUAAAAUACAGUAAUUACAACACACCAAUCCUUACAUCCAUAAAAAUUAACUGAUACCAGUUGCACACUUGCAUCAUUUUUGUCAGAUGCACAUAGUUUCUACAUAAUAUUGAUUAUAAAUAGCAUGGCAGCUUUAGUCACUCAAAAUCACCCUGAACUGUGAACUCUGAGAUGACGCUUAAACUUCAACUAAUAUAAUACGAUUUACCCUGUUUCUUCCUAGGGGGUUACAACCAAUAAUGUCCGUGCACAAAAAGUUACCAGCCCCUUUUCUGACAUAUGCAGCUAAACUAACUACAUCCAAUUCAAUUGCUGGAGCAUUAAAUAGCCAAUGGAAAUAUAAUAUGCUGGAUGAUGGGUUUAAGAGCACAGAAGUCAUGCAUAACAAUUUGUCUGCGCAUCAGCAUUAUAAAUAUGAAAUCAGCUUGCUAUGUCUUAAAAAAAGCCCAAAGUCAUUCAUGUAAUCCAAAUACAUUCAUUCAUAUUUUUUAGGUGUUUUAGCUAAAUAAUGGUAAGGUGUUGAAAGAAAUGUACCUACUUGACAGUCUAAUACAGGGGUCGGGAACUAUUUUGGCGGCGAGAGCCAUACAAGCCAAAUAUUUUUAAAAGUAUUUCCGUAAGAACCAUUCCAUUUUUUAUUUUAUAUUUCAUCACUGAAUACAACUAUAUGCAUGCAUUUUUAAGAAAGACCAACAUUUUUAGAGUAUAAUAAGUCUCUUAUUCUUUUUAAAAACAUUGUUAUUCUGAGGCUAGCCAAAAAUAAAUAAAAUACUUCUUACCAUUAAUGCGACUUUUUGAACAGGUGCGGUAGAAACCGGAUGGAUGGAUGAAAAUGCAUGAGAAUGUUUUAUAUUUUGAACGCUAUUUUUGAUACUGUGAUUACCAGCGGAUUUAUUCAUUACUUAUCGUGCUAAAAUUUAUCUGAGAGCAAGGUGCAGCCAUCAAAAGAGCCACAUCUGGCUCUAGAGCCAUAGGUUCCCUACCCCUGGUCUAAUAGGACAACAAGAAUGAAAACAGGAAUACAAUCGAAUUUCCUCUUAGUAGUCUUAACCUUGUUUUCUCGUACAUAACUGUGCAAUAGUCUCUGGUGAAGAGUACAAACCCAGCUUCUAAAACUUUGUACGGAUUCUUUUGGUAAGAAUCUAGAAAGUGCUGCAAAUACAAAUUUGAUAUUGAAAUGGGAUAUUGGUCCAAUAACAUCAAAAAAUCGGAUUAUAUCAGCUUGCAUCCAAAACAUCUAAUAUAAGGACAGGCUUUGUGUUGUACUUUUGCUAAUGUCUUUAAUUACUAGCUUGGCAAACCAAUAACAGAUUGUCUUAAUUUGAGAGCCUUUUCAAAGUAUUUACUUUAAAGCAUUCAAAAACUGAACAUAACAAAUUAAAGUAGAAUAUGUCAGUCUAGAUUACAUGCAAUACAAAGUAUGUUCUCUGUGACACAGUGGCCCAAGACUUUUGCACAGUACUAUUCAUGCAUGUUGCUUGAACAUUAUAUCUCCGUCAUGAGCAAGCUACAGCUAGCUGUUGCUGGCGAGUGGCGACAGUAUUUGUAUUACAAUUUGUAAAUAAUCAGGAGUCAUGAACCAUUUAUGUUGUAAAAAUAAUUCCAAAAGUCUCUUAAACAAGAGGCCCUGAGCUUUCUAGUGAUAUACAUGAUACAUCUAAGGAACUGCAUAACCGCAGCUCUCAGAAGACUGCUGUGGUACAAAGCGGGUUAAAGAGUGUUUACAAAAGAGCCUGUGUUAUGAAAAGGGACAAAAAAGCAACUUUAAAAAAUGACACAGUUCUGCAGAAAAGUCACAUUUGGUGUUUUACUUAGUUUUUGUGUUUUGUCGCAUGUUUGCCGUAUAUUUGUCGGAUUGAAAAUACGUCAGUUCAAACAUCCUCUGGCUGAGGUUGUAGCCAAAUUUAAAACCCAUUGGGGCUGCUGAGUUAAAAAUGUUGCCCAACCCUGAUAUAGGUUGUAUUCACCUGACCUCACGUCUAAACCAUUUAAUAUGCAAGGCACAAAGAGGUGGUUAAACAAGUGUGUAUUGUCAAAGCGUUCUGGGCAGCAUUUAGCCUUUCUUGAAGAAAAACGCCCUAUUCUUGUGUUGUUUUAGGCUGUUGGAACCGUUCAGAUCGUGAAAAGGAUACGUUUCUUUAAAGUUCCUUGAAAGGUAAUCAAGAAGGCUGAAAGAGUGCAGGAUUUUACAAAACUAUGACGAGAAAGGCACAAGUUUUCAGCGAACACUUCAUUAAAGGUUUGUUUGAUAUACAUUUAAUGUUUAGAAUUUCCCAUUUAAGUAUUACCCUGAUAUUUUUGGAGUUCUUAAAAACACUUUUGCAUAAAGCACCAACUUGGCAAGUCUAAAAGAAAGCAAAUGCGAGCAAAAUUUAAGAGUUAAACUUUCACUAAAGGCAGCAAUCUUAAAUUAUGCUCUCAGCACAUAAACAACCUUGAUAUAUCUAGUUAUAUUUUGAUAGAGACUGGGAACACCACACUUAAAUUAAUUUCCUUGGCUCAGCUACACACACAAAAAUAGUAGAAGUCCGUGCUUUUUCAAGGUUUCAACUGUUUUGUCGUGUAGAAUGACGCCUGGAGCACCAGAUAGUUUUUUUGCUAAUGUAUAGAGAUGUAUUCCAUUGCAUAUUUAGAUAGCUUUUAGCUCAUGUUUUUUUUUUUUGCAGUAAAAUCUAGGCCCCUUGCACACUCUGGUAGCGCACACACUGUUUGCUGCACAAUAGCCAUGUUGGUUUGGUUGACCACCACUUUGUUGUCCAGAAGUAAACUGGUCAGAAAAUGUCACGUGACUGAAUACAACCUAUAGCCAGUGCUAAUUUAUAUAUUAUAUCCUAGGCUACAUUGGGUAUAUGUUAAGCCUGGCCAAUUUUUGCAGGUAUAAAAUGAACUCAGAAAUGCUAAUUAUUCAGAAAUUAUUUGACGCAUAUUUUACUUUGUUGAAAGUUAUCAAUAGACUGCUUCACCAGAUGCUUUUAAUCUUUUAAGUUUACAAUGGCUGCUAGCGUCACAAUUUAGAGCGCAAAUAACUGUGAUCGUUUGUUCCAAGUGCAAGUAAUACACUACAUUCAGCUUGUAUUGUAAAAUGUCAAAAUAAACCUAAAGAAACUGCCUUUCUCACUUGACCAAACACAGUACUAGCAGAGGAUUGGACCAUCCCAAAUUCUAGCCAGGUACAUGCUGGGAGGGGCUCAAUUUGGGCAACUACACGGGUCUUAACUGAAACACACUUUUGAAUAUCAGAAUGUUUCUAAUUGACGCUGAAAUUUAAAGUUGUUGUCCAUCAAGGCCAGACGAGACUGAGUUCUAGUAUUUUGAUGUUGUUAUACUGAACAGAAACUACAUUUCCCUGAUUUUUUUUUUUUUUUUUUUUUUUUUUUUUUAUACUACCUGAAUCGUUUUAGUGCAACUAUUCCUUUUCUAUGUUCUGUGGGUGGCGGGUGUGCCUAAAACUAGACAGGAAAAGGAACUUUGGUCAAAGUCUGGCCCUCAAUUGUGAUGCUGUCUUCUUUCUCGUACCUCAGUUCAGUGUUUGCUGUCAUUGUAGUAGAUUAUAAGUUCACCUCAGUCCUGAUUAAUUACUGUGAAUUAAAACCAGGGUCUGUUUAUCAUCCUUGAAUAUAAAACAUUAAACUGAAUUGAUUAAA